Messenger RNA from Strongylus vulgaris, 297 nucleotides. Lineage: Eukaryota; Metazoa; Nematoda; Chromadorea; Rhabditida; Strongylidae. The record is from the annotation of a GenBank genome assembly.
AUGUAUUUAUUGCGCACACCAUUCAACACAUCCAUUAAUAACACCAUUUGUUGGGCAAAUGGUCAAUACUACCCACAAAAUCAAAAUCCUUACCCUCCGCAAGGUGUCUAUCCACAAGGACAAUAUUAUCCAGAGACAGUUUACGUUCAACAGCCUCCACCUCAGCGAGAUGAUUGGUGGUUGACCUCCCUGCUUGCCCUCUGCUGUGGAUGCCUCAUAGGAGAAGCUUGUUGUGACUCACCUUGUCUUUGCUGUGUGCUUCCAUGUCCCAUAACAAUUCCACGAUUUCGUUGGUAA